AUGCUUGCUCAUCCUGCCGCGGUAGGAGGGUGGAACGAAGGAUACAACACAGGGGCAUACCUGAGUGCGCUGCCGAAGAAUUUCCAAGAUCAGAGAUUUCAUAAAAGAGGCUCAUCGGGGUCUUCGGUCACCUCCCUGGGGCCGCCCUCGCCUCUUAACCACAACAACAUAUAUCCACACAUUGUUGCCACCUCCGACUCAAACUUCUCACCCUCCUACGAUUUCGACUACACUCAAACUCCACAUACCGCGAAGUCAGAUUCAGCAAUGAUGUUCCCCACAAACUAUGGUGCCGUCGACAUGAGAAGGAUACAAUCGACAGGCGGCGACGACCGCGCGUCAUACGCAAUGUCUGCGCCCCAGUCUGUCUCGACGAUGAGUCACAACUCUCCCGCGACACCGCAUACAAGUUAUGAGCCAGAGUAUGAUGAGAAGAAUGUCUAUGGUGAGCAUUUCAGCGACGAAGAUCAAAUGUUCAGCUACUUACAGUACGAAGCAGGCUACCCUACCGCUGCGUAUCAGCAAUCACUACAAGAUGUCUUUCCAGACCAGAGUUUCCCAAUGUCAUAUUCCACGGCUCAACAACAGAAUAUGCAAAGGAUGGCUAUGUCGUCGCAUCGGCAAAAUAUGAUGGCAGACAGACUUCAAGCGGCGACUCAAGAUCACUUGAGAACAAGCUCGCCCACAUCAGACCCGCGCGACAAGUCACCAUUCCGACAGAGUUCGCCGUACGGUAUGCCUGCCCCGAUGCAGCGACCGCACCCACCAGCGACUUUACAAAAGCAGCGGACGUCCAUAUCGCCUAAGGAGCUAAUGUUGGACGAGCACGAUGUCGAUGAUCACGCGGCACCACUGUUCGCGCCUGAACAGACUAACCCUAUGUUCGACGCCCGGAGAACACCGUUGAAUCUCUCAAGCUUUUACGCUCCGAAUAUGUCGACGCCACAGCAAUAUGCUUUUGUCGAUCAGUCUACUCAGCACAACAACCAGGCAGCACUGCAAGACGUGACUCCCGAAUUCCCGGCUCACAUGCUUUCCAUGGAGUCGACCAACGAAGAAGGACCAUCGGAACCUUCGAGUCAACAGUCUACCUACAAGAGCCAGCCUCAACCUCGGUCACAACCGCAAGCCGUGCCCCAGCAGCAACAACACCCGGUACAGCGGCCACAGCAGGGCACUUCAUCCGAUUCGGGCACUUACUCAUGCACGUACCAUGGAUGUCACGAACGGUUUGAUUCUCCAGCCAAACUCCAAAAGCACAAGAGAGAGGGUCACCGGCAGACAUCACCAGCAGGAUCUGCAUCACCGAAUCUGUCUUUGCGUAACUCGCAAGCUGGACCACAUCGCUGUGACAGAAUCAACCCAAGCACCGGCAAGCCUUGCAACUCGAUUUUCUCUCGGCCUUACGAUCUGACCCGGCACGAAGAUACUAUUCACAAUGGUCGGAAGCAAAAGGUCCGAUGUCAUUUGUGUACGGAAGAAAAAACAUUCUCACGCAAUGAUGCUCUUACACGACAUAUGCGCGUGGUGCAUCCUGACGUGGACUGGGUUGGCAAGCAAAAGCGCAAAAAUCAGAAGUGA
Molecule: messenger RNA, 1581 nt
Organism: Exophiala viscosa
Lineage: Eukaryota; Fungi; Ascomycota; Eurotiomycetes; Chaetothyriales; Herpotrichiellaceae
Product: 26S proteasome regulatory subunit N4
Exons: 1
Coding region: 1-1581 (526 amino acids)
Source: RefSeq, a predicted model, not a curated record